CGUUGCCUAUACCAUGCAUCACAUUAAUGCAUGAACUCGAUAGCAGUCGGAGUGAAAAGACGCACUACGUGCUGUCAUAAUUACUUUAAGUUUACAAGCGGAAGGAGUAUUGUGUACAAUAUUGAUUAGUGACUCCGGCGAUUGUUAAAUAGUGUCAUAUGCUUAUAUCUUUGGAAUUUCGUAUUAUGAAUGAAAAAUCACUUUGAAAAAAUAGUAUAUUCGUAUAAAAUGACUUACUGACCAAAAUCUACAUUCCGGAUUAUCUGAAAAUCAAAGAUGUGCCACCGCGUGUCAUGUAGAAUUGCUUGCCAGCACGGAUUCAUCUGUGUCAUGCCGAAUGGAAAUUUCAAAUGGACUUUCUGGGAAUGUGAAUGUGCAUACCGAAGAAGGUUUUGAAACGGACCUUAAACCAACUAAUACGGAAAAGCAUGUUCAUAUAAAUGAUAAACAGCGUGUAACCAACCUAUCUGAUAUGUGCAACAAGACAGAUGUAUUGCCGGAUCAUACGAAAAUAAGGAACCAUCGAGUCAAACGAAAAGCCGAAAUGAAGGAGACCGAAGCAACCUGUAUUCCACCUAAACGCGUCUCACCGUUUUUAAACACACCAAAGGAAAGAAAAGACGAAAGAAAGAAAAUUCUGAAAAUCUCAAUUAAAAAGAUAAAACAGUUAGAUAACCCCGAAACCUAUCUUAGAAAAACAGUUCUUGUGAAUAACACAAUGAAACGUCUUCAAACGGAAUUACGACAAGAAAAACGUAGAGCUAAGAAAUUUCCAUCAAAUAACAGAAGGCAUUUCAGUGGAUAUGAUCUAACUAACAACAUUUGUAUGUCAGACACUUAUUUGUUUGAUGAUCCUUUCCUAUGUGGAAUUCAUGAGAAAAUCACAGACGAUAUGACAGACACACUCAUUAAUAACGUGUUUCAUAAUAAAACGAAUGACGAGAGCAAAGAAUCUUAUAUUAGUGAAAUGUCAGACACGAGGCCUAAUGAAAAAGAAGUUUCUAACGAUCAGUUGUGCAUUAACUCAAGAAUCUUCACGUCUUUAAAUGUCUCUGAAGAAAAUUCAGUUCAAAAUCCUAGUGCCAAGAAUACUACUAACAUAGAGUGUAACAUUUGGACGUGCUUAGACAAUAGAUCAGGUACACAGGAAACGCCUGUUGACAGGUGCUGUGAGUUUGAAGUUGUAAAUCAGCGCAUAUUUAAUAGCAGUGAAGAGAAUUUAAGAACUAUUAGCUAUGAUGAUAUCGGAACAGUGAAUAUAGGGAAAAGUGGCACUCCGACUAAAGAAAACAAUAGAUAACACCCAAGUAAAGUACAAAUAACAGUUAGUAUAAAAACACGAUAAGGAUAUCUAACACAGCGAAACUAAUAAAGCUUGAGAAUUCAAUAGAUGCUAAAAUAGAAUAUGUAGACAUUGUUCAACACCUGUUUGAUACAGAUGUUUAUAAUUCGUUUGUAGCGUAAAAAAGAAAGGUGCAGUAUACGAACAAAGCUCUAGCUUAGAUCUGUUGGAACUCGAUCAAAAAUGGACCAGAAGUUGUUAUCGCAUUCCUACAGUACAUUCUUGUCUGGAUUGCAAAUUAAUCAUAGCAGUGUUAUUCUAUGUUUAAUACAAUACAGAAUCAUGAUAUUGGAAAUAAGAAUACAUUGAAUGGAUCAUUUGAUAUUCACUCGAAAUACGACAGGUUUUAUGAUGGGAAUGAUUUGAUCUGAAAUUGAUACAUCUUAUCCAUCUAGUCAUUUCGUAUAUAUUGUUGUUCUAUAAGUCCUGUAAACAACAGUCCUUUAGCCUGUGUACAGCGUAAUCUAGAGAAACUAUAAAAUAAAACUAAUCAAUUUAGAGUGGUAUACGAAACGUUAGUCGAGUCAAAUGCAAAGCGGUAAGAAUGAACCACCAAAUCGGCCACUGAGCGACCAAGUCAUGGAUUGUUAUAUUUCACAUACAUAAGGUAAUAUAUAUAUGCACUAGGGGCACCACGGCCGAACAUUAAAAGUUUGCAUAUACCUAAAAUUCUUCUCUGCAGCAUGUUUCUGUAGUCUCGGCAAAUUCAUUUACACGGAAUGACUUUAUAAAUGUUUUAUGUCUAUUUUACGAGCAACAUAUUCCCUUGUUUAGUUCUAUUUCAAUUAGAUUUAUAGUAUUACUGAUAACCAUACGUUCAGCUCGAGCAUUAAUACUGGCUAUGAGUUUUGAAGUUUUGCAUACACAAAGCCUUUUAUCCUUUGUCUUUCAGGCAUUGAAAUAAAAUUUGAAACAUGUUAAAAUAAUUAUGUUUUACGCAUUAUGGGUUAAGAAGCCAGGGAAGUCUGUCAUUCUCCAAGCGGUGUUCUAUCGCAGACGUUAUUAAAUUUUAAUGUUUUAUUUCAUCUGUGCAAAGUUAUUUGAAGAACAAUCACAGCAUUUCCUUAGAAACAGUUCAGAUGUAGCUUUAUCAUAUUUCUGCUAAAUAAAGAAUGGGUAUUUAUCUUCUGUACCGUAGGGCAUAUUUGUAUAUGUUAAGUUUUCGCACACUGUGGCCUAGCUUGGCCCAGCCUUGCCGAAUAUUGGGCAUAUCAUGCCAGGCUAGGCAAGGUCAGGCCAAGUCAGAGAACUUGCCUCACAGUAGAACUUCUCUUAUCCAGAUGAACUUCGGGUUAUGUUUUGUUCAAGGUUUUAUACAAUAACUAAUUACAGAAAUGUUUGUUGGUAUAUAUACCGUUAUAAUAUAAAACCUAUUUAUAAGUUGUCUUUAAUGAAAACAUAAAGAUGCGUCUUUCAUUUUUUUCUUUUCUUUGUUAUUAAGCCUUUUACCUUCUUAUUAAAACAUAACCACUAACAGUUGACAGUAUGAAUUAUAAAGUUUAGUGAAUCUGUUAACCUUUUAUCUGUCCUAUCCCCUUGCUAUCUUACAUAGAUACAUUGACAUGACAAAAACUGCAAUAUAAUAUUCAUCAUGUCAUAGUUACAUUUGCAGUGAGUGUGAUACUAAUAUACGUUUUACAUGAUACGUUUUCAGUUUUCUAUUAGUAUAUGAAUCCCUAACAUUUAAUAAUAAAUGCCCGAGAAAAAGUUAUACAUUGACCUUGAUCAUUUUUGUACUUAAAUCAACGUAAUGUCACUCCUUUGACGUAUUUUAAUUGUAUUUCAGGUAUAAAUAUUGAAAUGUCAUUCAGUAGUGUAUACACUACCGAUUUAUUACAACGCAUUAUGAAAAUUGCUGAUCUUAAAAGAUAAUAUUUGUUGUUUAAAGGGUAACACGGACUGCAAUAACACGUAUGUAAAUAAAGCUUACGAUAUGGUAUCAUACGAUAAAAGCAAAGCUUAUGUAAUAUUCAGUCAUAUUUUAGUAGAUUGGGAAAUGUUUGCAAUGGUUUUUAUUUCCGCGAUUUGAGCCGCGGCAUAAGAAAACCAACAUAGUGCGUUUGCGACCAGCAUGGAUCCAGACCAGCCUGCGCAUCCGCGCAGUCUGGCCAGGAUCCAUGCUGUUCGCUUUUAAAGCCUAUUGGAAUUAAGGAAACUGUUAGCGAACAGCAUGGAUCCUGACCAGACUGUGCGGAUCCAGACUCUGGAUCCUUGCUAGUCGCAACCGCACUAUGUUGGUUUUCCCAUGGCGCGGCUCAAAUUGUUGCAAUCAAAGUUAACUAAAACGAGAUUUCCAAGUCUUGGUUUUAAGUAGUAGACCCUUUUGUGAUUACACAUUUUUCAAGACUUCGGUAGAAAUAGUUACUAUUAUAUCCCUGCAUUUGUUAUAUUGUUAUUCACUUUUGUUUCUUUCUUAUAUCAUUUCUUGUUAAUAUAUUAUGUAUUCAUUUUCCCCUCAAUUUACAUCAUCACAUAUAAUUACGACUGACAAAAACAUGUUGUUGUGUUUAUUAUCUUAAACAUGUGCUUCUGUUCUGGCAUUUUGUUAUGAGUUCAGUUCAAUUUGCUUACUAACAGUAGGUAAUUUUAUGUAAAGUCCUUUAUACAUUUUAAUUUUUUUCUUAAAUAUGAUGAUUACUGAUAUCAGAUUGUUUUAAAAUAAAAGAUGAAAUGUGAUAAUGCUUAUUAUUAUUGGGAAUAAAGUGACAAUGUAUCGUUAA
This is a messenger RNA of Mercenaria mercenaria, 4062 nucleotides long. RefSeq lists its product as uncharacterized. The transcript has 2 exons. NCBI's taxonomy places the organism in Eukaryota, Metazoa, Mollusca, Bivalvia, Venerida, Veneridae. The record is from RefSeq and is a predicted model, not a curated record. The coding region runs from base 338 to 1300 and encodes 320 amino acids.